CUACGCCAAAGCGAAGGGUUGAAGAAGUCAAGGGGUCAUAAGAGCAAGUAUUUUGGACACGCUGUGGGAGAAAAAGUUUAUUUAUACUUGAACUGGCCUUCCUUUUGCUUGUGAGGGAAUAAGAAGAGUGUGUGCUAUGUGAAAUCCGCUUAAUUUAAUAGAUGUUUAGUGUUCUGAAUCGCGCUGAAUUGCACUCAGUGCUGUAGACAUUCUGAACGGCUUUGAGGGUCUGACAGCCACUGGUUCGAUAUAGCAGGACUCCUAUUAGGACGAGGUGUUUGUUAGUACAAGAAGAUUCAGCAGGGAAUUCCACCUCUCCUCUCACAUACCCCACCAAAUGCUAUGGUGGGGUGUAGACACCAGAGCAGCAACCAGGACUAGGGCUAGAUGGGAGCCCAUACUGACAGUGCCAGCCUGAUACUAUGGCUGCUUAUGCCCUGAGCAGUCUGAUUAUGAUGAAUGGCAACAAUCUGACGAAUGCGAGCAGCCCUCGGACUGGGAGGCCUGUGCUGCAUGUGCCAAACUGCUCCACCUACUACAGCCCUGGUAGCCUGAUUCCUGGCUCCCCUGGGGGCUCCUUCGUCYCCCCCCCCUCUCCAGGCCCCAGCAGCCCCAGGGCCCGCUCCCCCUGCCGCCACCCUGAAACCUUGGGGGAGAUCGUGGGCAACUGUGUCCGCCGGCUCAGCAACAACGGAGAUGAUGAGGCCCCCAACUGGGAGGUUAAGCGCACGGUGCAGCUCCUGCAGAUCCACCAGGAGCUCCUGAAUGUGGAGGUCAACAAAAAGGUGGGUCUGUUUGAGGCCCACAUCUUGAGAGCCCCGUGCAGAACAGUCCCAGCCUCCAAGCCCAGCCAGCCUGCCGAGGUGCCUCCCCCUAACCCCCCACGGAGAGACUGCCCUCCAAGCAUUUCCAAGGAGCUCCAGAACGGGAAAGGUUGUCUCUGCUUGGAGGAGGGAGUAACAGGGAACGGCAGAGUGGAAAAUAACACGGCUGACCCAAAUACGGAACAGGGCAGUCUGCUUGUGAACAAAUCAGCAGGAACUUGGGCCCAAGCUGACAGUUCAGCAGGCAGUUACUCCCCGAGUUCACUGGGGGUUGGCAGCUUCUUGGCAGGCAGCAACAGCGAGCACCCUGCGGAGUGGGCCCAGACCUGCCUGACAAAGGCAGGAGCAGAGCCAACGGAAACCCAGCCACAAGCACCCUGGGCCGGCAAGGAGGGGAGCUGCCCAAAAGUGGGGACCACCAUCCCAGCCGUCAUAGUCACCGACCACGGGAUGGAGGCCCAGGGAGAAGGCUGUGAACCGGGCAGUGAGCCCCAGCAGAGCCCCAGGUCGUCCCGAGGCUUGAGAAAGCUGUCCUCCUCCUCAGCUUCCUCCACAGGCUUCUCCUCUUCCUGGGAGGAAUCAGAGGAGGACAUCUCCAGCGACCCGGAUAGAGCCGAGGGACUGUCACUUGCCUUCCUCAACACCCAGCAGAGAGCUCACAAGUCAUGGAAGAAGAUCAAGAACAUUGUCCACUGGUCUCCAUUCGUCAUGUCUUUCAAGAAGAAGUACCCUUGGAUCCAGCUGGCGGGUCAUGCAGGCAGUUUCAAGGCAGGGGCUAACGGGCGUAUCCUGAAGAAGCACUGUGACUGUGAGCAGCGCUGCUUGGAUUGGCUGAUGAAAGACGUGCUGCGUCCCUACGUACCGGCCUACCACGGAGACGUGGAGAAGGACGGGGAGAAGUACAACCAGAUGGAUGAUCUGCUCUCUGAGUUCGACCUGCCCUGCGUCAUGGACUGCAAGAUGGGUGUCAGGACGUACCUGGAGGAGGAGUUGACCAAGGCCCGUAAGAAUUCCAGUCUGAGGAAGGACAUGUACCAGAAGAUGGUGGAGGUGGAACCCCUGGCACCCACCCCAGAGGAGCAGGAGCAGCAGGCGGUCAGCAAGCCCCGCUACAUGCAGUGGAGAGAGACCAUCAGCUCCACCGCUACCCUGGGCUUCCGCAUCGAGGGCAUCAAGAAGGAAGAUGGGACGGUAAACAGAGACUUUAAAAAGACCAGGAGCAUGGAUCAAGUGACAGAGGCAUUCAACGACUUUGUCAAAGGAAACCAGAACAUCCUGAACUGUUAUCUGCACCGACUGAAGGACAUUAGGGACACUCUGGAAAUAUCAACCUUCUUCAAGACCCACGAGGUGAUUGGCAGCUCACUGCUGUUUGUCCAUGACAAGCGUGAACAGGCCAAGGUGUGGAUGAUAGACUUUGGGAAGACCACCCCUCUGCCUAAAGGACAGGUCCUGAGUCACAGGGCCACCUGGGAGGAGGGCAACCGCGAGGAUGGCUACCUCUAUGGCCUGGACCACCUCAUAGACAUUCUCACCCACAUGGUGGUGACCCCAAAGCCAGAUUCACUCUAAAAAGGGACUGUUCCCCCCCUCAACUCAAUCCUAACCCCGACAGGACCACCACC
Messenger RNA from Salvelinus sp. IW2-2015, 2449 nucleotides. RefSeq names its product inositol-trisphosphate 3-kinase A. Gene Ontology annotation, cellular component: nucleus; cytoplasm. NCBI's taxonomy places the organism in Eukaryota, Metazoa, Chordata, Actinopteri, Salmoniformes, Salmonidae. The record is from RefSeq and is a predicted model, not a curated record. Gene Ontology annotation, molecular function: inositol-1,4,5-trisphosphate 3-kinase activity; inositol tetrakisphosphate kinase activity. Gene Ontology annotation, biological process: inositol phosphate biosynthetic process.